AACACCAGCGAGGAACGGAGGUAACGGAAACAGUCUCUCUAUUCCUCAGCUGAAUGUUAGAAAACUCGAAGAGUAACACACGGACGCUGUGGUGAAAUACAAAACGAGGGUGCGCAAGAUCAGUCUGAAAGUAUCUGUUGCGUUCAAAGAAGGAUUGAUAACGAAACCAUUUGUACCGGGCAGACACGGUGCCGCUCUCACCCUGCUGCGAUCUCCGAGGCUAUCGUCGGUUCCGCACGGUGAACAGCAUGCGCAAAGUUCCACUAAGAAAUUGAGAAAGUUCUCAGCAGCGUAGUCUCUGGUUAACGCCGAUUUGGAAUUAUUUACCCGUUUGGGAAGGAUCUAGUAUAGCGAAAUAACCCUGGAAACGAACUUCGGAUGAUCACAAUUGGAUGUUACAUUUAUGUGGGGUUUUCUGUGAGUCCUUGGAUACAGUUAAAAUAAAGUAAUGUUAACGGAAUCCUUCCAAGUCACGCAUCAAUGUGUGUGGACGACAUGGAUUUGAUUUAGCUACAAACGAGAUUACAAACAAGAUAGCCUACUCGUUUUUGUGUUUGUAGGUAAUCAGUCUACUGUGAAUACCCAGAACUAAACGACAGCUGCGAUUGUAAAACAACCUUUGGAAUUACAACCAUGAACUUUGUUGUCAGUUUGGUACACAUACUUUUGGCAGCAGUUAUCCACUUCUCCCCUGUAAAGACGGCUCACAUACCCAAGGAAGGGGAGAGGAGUAAAAAUGACGUGGUGCAGUUCAUAGAGGUGUACAACAAGAGUGUGUGUCGGACGCGGGAGGUGCUGGUGGACAUCUUCCAGGAGUACCCUGAGGAGAUCGAGCACACCUUCAUCCCAUCCUGCGUGGCGCUGCAGCGAUGCGCCGGCUGCUGCACGGACGAGGCGCUCGAGUGUGUUGCUACGGAAACACGCAACGUCACCUUGGAGGUGAUCCGUGUCAGGCAGAGAGUCUCUCAGCACCAGUUCCAGAUGAGUUUCACGGAACACAGAAAGUGUGAGUGCAGACCAAAGCCAGAAGUUAAAACAAAGAACCACUGUGAGCCUUGCUCAGAGAGAAGAAAACGCUUGUUUGCACAGGACCCUCUCACCUGUAAAUGUUCCUGCAAAUUCACACAGUUAGACUGCAAGUCCAGACAACUUGAAUUAAACCAAAGAACUUGCAGAUGUGACAAACCCAGGAGAUGAGAGGAGCAGACAGAGAUGAGGAGGAGAUGGAGAGGGACACUCACGUGAAGGAAUCAGCACUUUGUAACCUGAGGACGCAUUCCCUUCAAGGACAGGAGGAGAGAAGUGAGACAGAAUCAUGAGCAGGAGAGACUUCACCACCUUGUACAAUUCUAAGAUGAUUAAUAUAUAUGUAUACUUAUUAUAAAAAGUACGAUGACAAUGUGUAUUUGCUGCUAUGAAACGGAUGGUUAAAUGGUGAAUGAAUGCGCCAGAGGCAUGUGGAGGGGUGUGUUUCUGUGCCAGUUGGUUUGGGCCCAUGGUUAGGGUUUGGAACCAAGAGAUUUUGUCAAAAUCAUUAAUAUUCUAUGUAAUACUUCACUGGAUGUUGGUCUGCUAUGGAUGUAAAUGCCUAAAAUGCUUUCUGUACAAAAAAGUGAACUUGUGACCACACCUUCACUUAGGGGUGCAAUUUAACAUUACUCGCAUGAGCCGUCCAAGAAGAAGAGGAGGAGGCAUGGGCCGGUAUUAUAUUUUGACGGUAUGAUAACCUUGAGAAUGUAUUGAGAUUAAAGCUCAAAAACAUUUUUUUUAACACAAUAUUUUAGAUUUAAGCAACAUAUAAAGUUGUUUGAACAGCAGUAAACAUGUCAAGUUGAAUAGUUUUUUUAUUUUUACUAAAAAGAACAAUACAUUAUAUUGUUUUAAUUGAACUUAUACACAGACGGUGGAAGACUUAAACAAAAGUAUAUACAUGAAACCAGCUAAAUGUAGGCCGAAAUGUUUGUACCAAAUCACAGAAAUGUAGUAGCAGGGCUCUCAGGUUUUAUCAAAAGUUUGGCGUGAGAUUACCAUUCCAUGUUUCUUAUUGUCUGGUUUUUAACUCUGUAUAACUUGAGACAACUAUCAACUCUGCGGAACUCUGCGCUUCUCAGCGUGAGAAAUGGUUGAAAUGUGUGAGUCUAACAGCAAAUGCGUGAGAUUGUAGAGACAUGUAGUAGGCCAAUCAGCUCUUCAGCAGAAAAAUAUUUUUCUAUGGCUCUGGUGUAACGUAAGCUAAAGUGAAACUAGUUGACGCUAGCUAGUUAAUUAGCCGUGUUAUGUGCCUCAAUCGGUAGCAUGCCAAUAAUACUGUUCAAAGUUUAUUUCACCAGUGCUAAACAUGCCAACUCUCUUAACUUGUUGCAACCGGAGGGUUACUAUAUCCGCUGCGUAAAACCUGAGGGAUUCCUGCACUUUCCGUCUUUGACGAGACAAUUAAAAAAAAAUGCAGCAAUGGUAUAACAGAAAAUUAGAGGGGUAUUGAAACCGUGACUUUUUCAAACCGCGGUAUACCUUGACACCGGUAACCGGCCCAUGCCUAAAGAGGAGUAGAGGAGUGGACGGGGGUGUAAGAGGAAGUGGAGGGCUGCUGGAAGUGGACAAAAAGACUAACAUCUAGUAAGAUUUAGUAUGAGAAUUCUUUUGAAGGGAUAUUUAAAGUGGGUAUAUAUGGAAUAUAUAUAGAACAUGACAGCAGUGUUUAACGAAAUGCUGUUGAAAAAUCAAGAUAAUUUAAUGUGUUUGUGUGUUGCACAUCUGUGACAGGUCAUCAAGAAGAUGAUCUGUAAAUAAUCACAUAAUAUCCCAUUGAGUAGAAUACUUCCUCUUGUGUAGAAUUUUUGAAUAUGUGUUUUGUGUAUUUUAUUUAUAUUUAUAUGCAAUGUUAUGGUGGAUGUUAAAUCUAUCUGCAUUUUCACUGCUGUGUCUGGACGUUAAAUCUAUCUGCAUUUUCACUGCUGUGUCUGGACAUGGACACAAAGAAGAAGACGACUUUUUUUGUACAAAAAAAGAAAAGAAGUGAACGAUACUUUGACAUUCCUGAAUAAUACAUCUGGGGGAGGAUCCUCCCAGCGUCAACACGUGAAAUUAUGAGGCGGUUGUUGUCGUUCUGGACUCAAGUCAGGAUAUGUUGUUGAUGCACAGAGACAUGGUAGAGGCUGAGACUGUGGAUCUCGACUGAGCUACGGGAACCUACAGAACCGCAACACUACCCACGAGAACGAUGCCCUCUGGUGAAGAUAAACAUUCUAUUUGUAUUUAAUUGUCUGCUGUUUUUUAUCUAUCCUGUACAGCCACAUUUUAGUGUUUGUUCACAUUAAUAUAUUUAUUGGUACUGUAAAUGAGACAUUUGACUAUAUUAAUAACAUUUCUUUUAUGUAACUACUAAAACUUAUUUAUUUUUUAAAUAUAUUGUUUUUUAUUAAACCAAAAAAUUAUUUUGGU
Molecule: messenger RNA, 3441 nt
Organism: Osmerus eperlanus (European smelt)
Lineage: Eukaryota; Metazoa; Chordata; Actinopteri; Osmeriformes; Osmeridae
Gene: vegfaa
Product: vascular endothelial growth factor Aa
Exons: 8
Coding region: 634-1197 (187 amino acids)
Biological process (GO): sprouting angiogenesis; response to hypoxia; positive regulation of angiogenesis
Cellular component (GO): membrane
Molecular function (GO): heparin binding; growth factor activity; chemoattractant activity
Source: RefSeq, a predicted model, not a curated record